Molecule: messenger RNA, 872 nt
Organism: Symbiodinium pilosum
Lineage: Eukaryota; Dinophyceae; Suessiales; Symbiodiniaceae
Source: the annotation of a GenBank genome assembly
AUGGCUUAUGACAAGGAAUGGUUUGCCGCGCUUCAUACGAGCUAUCCUCGCGCUUGGACGAAGUAUUGUCUGGUUUCCGAGCAGAAGCUGGCAGCGUUCUGGCGCGCCAACAGAGCGGGUAGCGGCAGUCCUUUCACUUCAGGCUUGGAGCUGCCGGAGGAUCUAAGCAGAUGCAUACCGUUGGCUUUUCAUGGUGACGGUGUUCAAGUAACAGGCCUCGGCAAAACCUGGGCUGAUGGCGUAGACUGCUGGAGUAUGCAGUCGCUGCUGUGCCAGGAAGAGUCAGGCCUCUCGAAUGCCAUCGUCACGAUGGUGCCAUAUCAUCUGAUGAAGGACAACAAGGACAACCUCUUCGCUUGCCUGCAGUGGUCCUUGCAGUCGCUUCGAGAUGGUCGCUGGCCGAGCAGAAACAAGGAUGGCCGGCCCUUUCAGCCGCAUUCCCUUGACGCCAAGAGAGCUGGGCUGCCGUUGGCUAAUGGUUGGCGGGGAAUCGCCCUGGGCCUGCGGGGAGAUCUUGACUUCAUAGUAAAGUCUCUUGACGGCCCAAACUACGGAAGCGGCGAGCCAUGCAGUCUUUGUGCAGCCACGGCUGAGAACUGGAAUGAUCUGCGCGUCACGGCUCCAUGGCGACAGCAGAGUCGAACGUUCCAGUCCACGUGCAGGCUUUUUGAAGAUGUAGGCCUGAACCUGGGCCGCCUGCUGCCAGACUGGAUGCACAGCAAGCACCUCGGCUCCGACGCCUACUUGGCCGGGUCGGUUCUGACUCUGCUAGUCUACGAGCUCAUGCCGGAAGCCAAUGCCGCAGCGAACUGCGCAACGCUGCUGCCGCUUCUGCGUGAGGCAGCCUCGAUGCAGACCAUCAACAAUCUGAA